Anolis sagrei ordinatus is the source of this 825-nucleotide messenger RNA. The record is from RefSeq and is a predicted model, not a curated record. NCBI's taxonomy places the organism in Eukaryota, Metazoa, Chordata, Lepidosauria, Squamata, Anolidae.
AUGGAAACGGCGGGCCUUCGAGGGUUGCUAGGAGACGGAGAGACGCGGGGAAAAAGAAAGAGGUGGCUACGACACUGCCUGCAUCUCUUCCUGGCUUCAAAGAUGUCUGCUGGGAAUCCAUAUUCGAAUAUCCUGCCCAAGAGCAUGCUUAGCAGUUUGAAGAACCCGGAUUAUAGCCCGUGGCAAAGAAAAGCUAGGAAGCAAACGCCACGUCUAGACUUACCACCACUCAAUAGAUCAGAAGAGAAGAAGGAAGGAAGAAAUAAAUCAGUGAGCGAAAGAAGCCCAGUCUUUGGCUUGAAGAUGCCACUCCCCGUGAAACAGAGGGUCCAUUUCUCACAGGCCAUGGCAAAGGAAAUGAAGUUGGCAAAGAGCUUGGAGAACAUCAAAAUUUUGCAGCGGAUUUCCAAGAGCCGGAGACACAGCUUGGAUGAACUGAAGCACCACUCCAAAGUCCUCUUGAAGAAGAACCUGGGGCUGAUGGAGUGGAUCAAGGAAAUGGAUUAUGAAAGUGCCAAAGACGCCAGGGAUCUCCUCCAGCAGUAUGAAAUGUUUGGGACAGUCAUCACGACCCUCCGGGACUCGACCCAGAACCAGGUUGGCAUCGCAAAAAGGGAACUCAUGGAGAAAGAGAAAAUAGUGGAGAAGAACAUGGGAAAACUAGAUGCGGAGAUGGGGCGCAUGAACACGAAAGUUCAGUCCCUCCAGGAUGAGCUCAAUGUCUUGCGGUCCUAUAUGGACAAGGAGUAUCCGGUUAAAGCGGUCCAGAUUUCAUCUCUGAUGCGGAGCAUCCGGAACCUGAUUGAAGAGCAACAGUAUCCAUAA